Abrus precatorius (Indian licorice) is the source of this 1311-nucleotide messenger RNA. RefSeq names its product probable aspartic protease At2g35615. The transcript has a single exon. The record is from RefSeq and is a predicted model, not a curated record. Gene Ontology annotation, biological process: proteolysis. Bases 1 to 1311 code for a protein of 436 amino acids. Gene Ontology annotation, cellular component: extracellular region. Gene Ontology annotation, molecular function: aspartic-type endopeptidase activity. Lineage: Eukaryota; Viridiplantae; Streptophyta; Magnoliopsida; Fabales; Fabaceae.
AUGCAUGCUUUUGUGUUAUUUUUCGUAGCUCUAAGUCCAUUUUCUGUUAUAUCCUUCGUGGAGGCUAACAAAGGCCUAAGCUUCAGCGUCGAUCUUAUUCAUCGUGAUUCCCCUUUGUCACCUUUUUAUAACCCUUCACUAACCCUAUCAGAGCGUAUAAAAAUUGCUGCCUUGCGUUCCGUUUCUCGAUCCAAUCAAAUUGGCAUCGCUCUCCUAAAUGAAAAUAAAUUACCCGAAUCCAUUUUAAUUCCAGAUCAUGGUGAAUACUUGAUGAAAUUUUACAUUGGUACCCCACCUGUUGAAAAAUUUGCCAUUGUUGAUACAGGAAGUGAUCUUAUUUGGAUACAAUGUUCUCCUUGUGAGAAAUGUUUUUCUCAAGACACCCCAUUAUUUGAGCCAAGUAAGUCUUCUACAUUCAGUAGUUUGUCAUGUGACUCACAACCUUGUACCAUACUCCCAGAAGGUCAACAUGCUUGUUCAGAUUCAGGUGAGUGCAUAUAUGCAUACCAAUAUGGUGACAAAUCAUUCACCGCUGGAAUAUUGGGUACUGAGUCCAUUACUUUUGAUUCCUCGGGUGGGGCCAAUACCAUUGCUUUUCCUAAGUCUAUUUUCGGAUGUGGAAUGUACAAUAAUUUCACUACAAUUGAUGAGGACGGCAAGCUCACUGGACUAGUGGGUCUUGGAGCUGGGCCAUUGUCACUAGUUUCACAAAUAGGUGAUCAAAUUGGUCACAAAUUCUCUUAUUGUUUGGUUCCAUUCACUUCAAAUUCCACUAGUAAAUUAAAAUUUGGGAACGGAGCAAUAAUAAAUGGAGAUGGGGUUGUCUCCACUCCCCUCAUAAUUAAACCUAUUUUACCUACCUUUUACUUCCUCAAUCUUGAAGGCAUCACAAUUGGACAAAAAACAAUACAAACAGGUCGAACUGAUGGCAACAUAAUCAUUGACUCGGGGACUGUAAUGACAUAUCUUGAACCAAGCUUUUACAACAAUUUUGUAACUUCAUUGCAAGAAGUCCUUAGUGUUGAGGUAGUACAAGAUCUUCCUUUCCCACUCAACUUUUGUUUUCCAUAUCAAGAUGAAAUGUAUUUCCCUGAUAUUGCGUUUCAAUUUACGGGAGCAAUUGUUUCUCUGAGACCUAAAAACACACUUUUUUGGCUCGAUGACAACAACAUACUUUGCUUGGCAAUAGCACCUAGCCCUGCAACUGGAAUUUCUAUCUUUGGAAAUUUGGCACAGAUUGAUUUUCAGGUGGAGUAUGAUCUUGAAGGGAAAAAGGUUUCUUUUGCUCCCACUGAUUGUACCAACAAUUAG